GGAAACAUGACCAACAUAACAUUGCAACAGAACUCUCUUUUCGCCGAUAGUCAAUUCCAAUUAUUCGGCAACACAAAAGAGCUGCCAGAUCUGCUCAGUCCUACUUUGUGCGCUUCACCUGGGGAACUGCAUGACACCACGAACCAGAGGCAACGGAGCUCCAGCCUCCAGUUUGGACUGAUUCUCGGGACUGUGCAGCUAACCCUGGCGACAAGGCGUGGUCUCGAACCUUUCUGAGCAUUGUAGCCUGGAAUACGCUUUAUGAAAGAGGCAUUUCUGCUUACAAUCAUCCACGACAAUAGGGACAUUCAAGAUGCAUGACAACAGAACCCAUCCUCUCCUUCAGCAGGUACCACUGACUGUCUCUCCUUUCGUAUCCUUACCUACCGCAACCACGCUUCCAUACACUUACAAAACCCUCCCAUCAACAUUACCACCUUCGUCAACUGGAGCGCCAUCAUCUGGUGAAGAGAAGUCACAGUAUGUGAUAUCGUCCUCGGGUCAUGCUGCACAUCCAGACGAGAUUAUCGCAUCAUGCAAGGCUCUACAAUCAUACAUACAAAAGGUACAAGACGAUGCCGAUAAGGAAUUGAAGGCAUGGGAGGAAAGCAUUGCUGCUAGAGAGCUUGCAGAGAAGAGAAGGGUAGCACCAGGCUGGCUUGACAGUGAUGCAAGAAUCCUGCAACCAGAAAGGAGGCCCGCAAGUAGUAUUGGAAGUCCAGGAUAUCAGUCACAGGGAAAUUUGAUGGAUGUUGAUGUAUCAAGUGCUGAAGCAUCAGGCCUUCGACAUGCUCCUGUGGUUGCGACGAAUGGACCCGGAGAUGAGCUGGAUCGAGCUUUUGGAGGACUUGGACUAUCGAAGUAGGUCGUUCGUAGGAAUUUUAAUACUUAUAAGAUGUUUUAAUGACCU
Mollisia scopiformis is the source of this 910-nucleotide messenger RNA. RefSeq lists its product as uncharacterized. The coding region runs from base 314 to 865 and encodes 183 amino acids. The transcript has 2 exons. The record is from RefSeq and is a predicted model, not a curated record. NCBI's taxonomy places the organism in Eukaryota, Fungi, Ascomycota, Leotiomycetes, Helotiales, Mollisiaceae.